AUGCAGAAACCGCCAAAGCUUAUGAACUUGGAUGAGUAUGCCGGAUGGUCAGGCGGAGAAGAAGAUGAUCAGUAUUCUCCAACAGCUAUAAAAGAAGAUAUUCUUGUGUUGUUACAACAUGGUGACGACUCACAAUCGAUGUGGCAAGCAUUAAAGUUGAAGUUCCAAGGCAGUGUUUCUAUGAUCAAAAGCAAGAAAGCCCUAAUCAAGAAAGAGUUCGACAUCUUUACUGGGAUGAAGGGUGAAACGUCUAAGCAGUUGAUUGAACGUUAUUGCCAUCAUGUGGUAGAGAUGAGAAGAUUGGAAAUUAAAAAGACAGACGAGGAAUGGAUCGACAAGUUGUCCGACGCAUUACCUUAUGAUGAAUGGGGCACGUACUUAAUGAUGUUGAAAAACAACUCGGAUUUUGUGAAUUUGAAUCUCAGUGCAUUCAUUGAAAAAAUAGAAGCUCAUGAAUUGGAAUUGUUGAAGAUUAGGAAGAUGAAUUCAGCAAAUGUACAGCAAGACGUAUCUCUUUACUACAAAGGAAGCACACCUGUUGCAACAAAUCAAAGUCCAAAGAUACAAACGGAUUUUAGUGCUGAUACAAAUUCAAGUGCUUCUACAAACACUCCACAAUCAAGCAAGUCUUCAUCGUUUGUGAAUUAUGAUCCAAACUUCAAAGCUCAAGAGCAGGCUUCACCUCAAAGCUCUACAAGUUCCAACAAUCAGGCUUACGUUUCUAGGGUGCAAUGCAACAUCGCGGUGAAUAUUAAGAAUGGAAAUGAAAUUACUGAAACAGCCGCGAAACAACACAUUGCGUUACUGGCUUCUGUUUUAGAGGCGUAUGAAGGUUUAGUGGCGGGUAGGAUCGAAAUUGUUGAAGUACCGGAGAUGGUGACUGAGCCGGAAGUAGUUGUUGAAGAGGUUCCAGUGGUUGUUGAAGAUGUUCCUGUUGAGAAUAUGAUUGACAUUGAAGAAAUCACUGCAGAAGUUUACUAUUACCAGUCAGAACAGGAGGUAUUUGCAAGUUAUUUCGAAGAACCGACGACUGGAUCGUGUCCAAGAUACGAAGAAAAGAAAGAAGUUGUCGAGGAAAUGAUAGACGUGACACAAGAGAUGACUGGAGAGAAGUUGAAAGACAUCGCUGACAAAGCUCUCAUGGGAAAGCUAAAAGAGGUAGACACAGAACCUGAGAAGUCAGAGUCUGUCAGUACCGUGUCAGUCAAACAGGAGUCUGAUCUGAAAUCUGGAGUUCAGGAGGUCAAAGUGUCUGAGUCUGAUUUGAAAAAUGUCGCAUCCGACACCGACAACGAAUCACAGGUCAUCAAAACCGUUGUCGAUCAGGUGUUAGAUGAGGAGAGUGAUAACUCUGAAAAGUCUCAAUCUGAGAAAUCUGUUAGUGAGUCUGAAGAUGAGGGAAUCGAGUUUGAGAAGAAGACGGCUAAGCAGGUGUUUAAGCCGAAAGAGAAAAUGAAUGAUAUUUUUGUCGCUGGUCCGAGUGUAGAUGAUGAAAAGAACUACAUUUUUAGUCAAAAGGCCGUGGACGAUUUCAAUACAGCGAAAAAGUUCAAAGAGGAGACACUUGCAUCAACUUUUGUCGAGUAUGACAAAAGAGUCUGUUAUCGUUGUAAUGAAAUCGGGCACAUGGCUAAACAGUGCACGAAAGUGUUUGAGAAACCUGUUUUUGUUUUAAAAGAUGAUGUUGUCGAGUUUGAAAAUGAACUUGAUAAAUUUCUUGCUGAGUUUCCCCCGAUUAACAACAAAGUAAAACCAGUUGUGAAAGAUGAUGUUCCUAAUGUCACAUUUAACUUUCCUAAAACUGCUGAAAAGUGUGAUGUAGUGUUUGGUACUGUUUCUGAGGGGCUGCCCAAGUCUAUCCUUUCGAAGUGGAUCAUGGAUAGUGGUGCAUCGAGACAUAUGACAGGGACUCUAGCUCUUCUUUACGACGUCAAAUCAAUAAAUGGAAGUUAUGUAGGCUUCGCCGAAAAUCAAGGCGGGAGAAUUGUUGGACAGGGAACGUUGACAAAUGGUGUCAUCUCAUUCGACAAAGUGAACUAUAUCGUUGAGUUGGAAAACAAUUUACUUAGCAUUUCGCAAAUAUGUGAUAAGUCGUUCAGUGUACAUUUCACAAAGAAUGAGUGUGUGGUUUUAAAACCAGGGUUUAAAAUCCCUGAUGAGAUGGUGUUAUUGCGCGCUCCACAGGCACAAUGA
Messenger RNA from Helianthus annuus (common sunflower), 2193 nucleotides. RefSeq lists its product as uncharacterized. NCBI's taxonomy places the organism in Eukaryota, Viridiplantae, Streptophyta, Magnoliopsida, Asterales, Asteraceae. The coding region runs from base 1 to 2193 and encodes 730 amino acids. The record is from RefSeq and is a predicted model, not a curated record. The transcript is spliced from 9 exons. Gene Ontology annotation, molecular function: nucleic acid binding; zinc ion binding.